UGACAGUCUAGGUUGCAUUUCCUGGUCAGAGCAGUAAAAAUGAAAGAAUCAGGCCAAUCAGAGCCCAGUGUUUGCUUCACUUCCUAGCACAUGGAUGAAUCACCCUGAAGAGCACUUCUUCUGACGUCUCUCACAACAAAUUCACACGUACGCCAGCAAAAUAAUGGAAACAACACGAGCAGGACGAAGUGUCGAAGACUGCGCCAUUUGCUUGGAGACUAUUCAGAAGAAGAAAACACUCCAAUGCCUUCAUUCUUUCUGCUCCCAGUGUAUCGACUCGGUUUUCAGCUUUAAACCAGCUUGUCCGAUAUGCAACACCUACUACGGAGUGUACACCGGGACCCAGCCGGAGGGCACGAUGACGGUGACUCGCAGCUUCCAAAGCCUCCCGGGCUUCGAGGGCUGCGGCUCUCUUAUCAUAAACUACAUCUUCCCGGCGGGGAUACAAGGGCCUCAGCACCCAAACCCCGGAGUGAGGUACAGCAGCACCUCCCGCACUGCGUACCUGCCAGCGUGCAGGGAGGGAGAGAAGGUCCUCCGGCUGCUGAGGAAAGCCUUCGACAGGAGACUCAUUUUCACCAUUGGACGAUCGGCCACCACAGGCCUCAACAACGUCAUCACCUGGAACGACAUCCACCACAAGACCAACCCAGUAGGAGGUCCACAGUGUUUUGGAUACCCAGAUCCACAAUACUUGUCCAGGGUCCAAGAGGAGCUUCGUCUAAAAGGAGUGACAGAAGAUGACUAAUAGAUGAAGACGCCCCUCAGUUAGAUUUAAUACUAUGUAUUGUAACAAGCUAUCUCAUUUUAAGUGUGCACUUUUUGCAGUCCCCGUGCAGGGACGCUUUAAGAUGUUUUUUUUCUGUGCUAGCUGGUUAAAUGGAGGUUUUAUAAAGAUUUCAUAGGUGUUUACCGACUAUGCAAAAAUUACUUUACACACAUUCAGUGUGUUCCGCACAAGGGGUGCUGCUGCCGAUCGUCCGAUUUAAAUGCCACUAUGCAUUUUCAUAGUGACAGGAGUAUGUCCCCACAUCACAUGUGCACUUCCAACCUUGUGUGCCUUCAUGUGACAGUCAGCUUACCACGUCCAAAAGAAAUGUCAAACAAAAAGUUGGACAGGAGUAAAAAAAAAAAAAAAAAAAAAAAAUACCUGAGUUAUUUUAUUUCCAUCCUGCAUUUUACACCUGUGGUCCACUAGAGGGCGAUGCUCUCCUCAGAGUAGACUGUGCGACGGCGUCUCCUUGGAAUGCGGCUCUAUCAUCAGACCGACAGACUUACAGCAUCUCCCAAAUCUCUUCACCCAAAGUCAGGGAGAGGAGCAGAGCAUCUGCUACACAUGAUGACUCAUGUGUUUCUAUGGUGUUUAGGGCAGCGUUAGCAGUGGUAGCCUUACACUGUACACCGAUCAGCCAUAACAUUACAACCACUUACAGGUAAUCACUAUGACUAUAACGACACUCCUCGAUGGCAGCAGCCACCCCAACCAGGAUGAAGACUGACACAGACACACACACAAGAACGAUUUAGGAACAGCACAAGGAGUUGACCUCCAAAUUUCCUAGAUCAUGGGUGGUCAUAAUGUUAUGUCUGAUUGGUGUAUAUAGGACACAGAGAGGAGAGGAGGUGGCAUUGUGUUGGUCCACAUUGACCCCUUUGUUACUACUAUCACCAGGUGCCUAUGUUUCACUGGUUGCUCCAAUCAUUGCCCAUUUGCAUCUGAACAUGCAUAAUGUAUAAUACAUCCAUCAGAUCUGUUUUUCAGUCCCAACAGUAAAGUUAGUGGAUGGGAAAAACCCCUUUAACCUAUAUUCCUAUCAGAAAGACGGCGCAUGUGACGAGGCGGAGUUACUGGGCUUGGCCUCUUUAGCGCUCUGGUGUGAGAGUCUGGGGGCAUUUCUGUGGCCUAGGAUCUGAGGGCAUCUGCUGCUCUCACAAAGCAGACCAGGACCCAUCUGCUCGAACGUACCACCCCCACGCCCUGUACGGCCGCUUCUCCUACAAACACAACAGCGACUUCCAUCCACUUUUAAUCAUAAUCCAUCUUUUCGUCCAUACCUACGUCACGGGUUUUCAUUAUCCUGUUAGUAUGUAAGUGUAACUUAAUGAACAGCUUUUUCUCUGUAGCAGAAUGUGAGAAAAUUUGUAAAAGAAAAAAAUAAAAAGAGGCCGAGCAAUGAACAAACAUUUAUUAUAGGCAGUGUAGAAUAGAAAUCUGUGGAAAUACACAUUUGAACACAUUUAUUUCCUCCUGACAGGAUUUCUUCAUGCGUUAUUGUUUAAAUGCAGAUCAUAUUCCCAAUUAAACUCAAAUAAAAUGGCAUGGACCUGU
Mugil cephalus (flathead mullet) is the source of this 2329-nucleotide messenger RNA. RefSeq names its product probable E3 ubiquitin-protein ligase DTX3. The transcript has 3 exons. Gene Ontology annotation, biological process: Notch signaling pathway; protein ubiquitination. The record is from RefSeq and is a predicted model, not a curated record. Gene Ontology annotation, molecular function: metal ion binding. Bases 164 to 748 code for a protein of 194 amino acids. NCBI's taxonomy places the organism in Eukaryota, Metazoa, Chordata, Actinopteri, Mugiliformes, Mugilidae.